AUGACAUCUUCACCCGCUCCAACAAACCAUAUAGCCCACACCCUCCUCGCACGCGCCCAUUCCCCAGACACGGCCUCCCAACAAUUCACCGAGCGCAUCAAACAAAAACCACUCUUCCUCCGCCCAACAUCCCCCUCCGCAGCCGACAACCGCUCUCGCCGACGCCACCAGCGCCUCCGCAAGAAAGAAUACUUCUUGAAACACCAGCGCCCGCAGCCGCUGUCCGCGCGCAAGAAGCGCUCCACGGGUCUGUACGAUUUACCCAAGGAGGAAUGCAAGCACGCUAUUUUCAAGGGCUUGCAUGCGCUGUGGGUUGGGUAUAUGCAGGAGAUACUAGACCUUAAGGUUAGUGGGCGGAGUGUUCUGGUUACGCCCGCGUCGCAUGGGGCGAAGCUGGUUAGUGCGGAUUAUCACGGUGCGGAGGUGGAGGUUGUUCGGAGUCAGUGUGCGAGUCGGGUUGGUAUGAAGGGGAUUGUGGUGCGGGAUACGAAGUUUACGUUUGUGGUUGUUACGGAGAAGGAUGAGGUGAAGACGAUACCCAAGGAGCAUACUGUUUUCCGGUUUACGGUACCUCUGCCAGGCGCACCAGAAGCUGAGGCAGAGGGUAAAGAAGACAACCAGGAAAAGUCUACACCGGAAGGUCCGAAACCACUGGUCUUUGAGCUGCAUGGAAGCCAGUUCGAGAAUCGACCUGUUGAUCGGGCGAACAAGAAAUUCAAGUGGAGGAAUAUCGACUAUGUAUAG
Messenger RNA from Penicillium cataractarum, 744 nucleotides. RefSeq names its product RNase P/RNase MRP complex subunit. The record is from RefSeq and is a predicted model, not a curated record. Gene Ontology annotation, cellular component: ribonuclease P complex; ribonuclease MRP complex. NCBI's taxonomy places the organism in Eukaryota, Fungi, Ascomycota, Eurotiomycetes, Eurotiales, Aspergillaceae. The transcript is spliced from 2 exons. Gene Ontology annotation, biological process: rRNA processing; tRNA 5'-leader removal. The coding region runs from base 1 to 744 and encodes 247 amino acids. Gene Ontology annotation, molecular function: ribonuclease P RNA binding.